Messenger RNA from Lytechinus variegatus (green sea urchin), 1973 nucleotides. RefSeq lists its product as uncharacterized. The transcript is spliced from 4 exons. NCBI's taxonomy places the organism in Eukaryota, Metazoa, Echinodermata, Echinoidea, Temnopleuroida, Toxopneustidae. The record is from RefSeq and is a predicted model, not a curated record. Bases 156 to 779 code for a protein of 207 amino acids.
GCAGAUCUGAGGGGUAGUAAGUUAAGCUUCAUGUCCAUCAAUGCAACGAGGGAACCAGAUGGAUAUAUCACACACUACUCCGCAGGGGGAGGAUCUGCUGGACAUACGAACAGAAGACUCGCAUCUAUUGUGCGGACGAGAAUGGCGCCCACAGGAUGAUGACUUACAGUUUUCACGAAGAGGACACAGAACAGAACGAAAUAAGAGGAAUUGCUGUAGCAGAGGAAUCUCACAAUCUAUACAUGGCGAGUACAAAUCCUCCAAAAAUAACAUACAUAAAUAUUGAUCUGGUAGAAACUGGGGUUCAUUGGGAUUUUGCGUGGUUGUCUGAUGAACCGGGAUCUUUAGAAGUUGAUGACGAACUGGGAUUCCUGUAUUGGUCAAUGAAAGGAAAUAUCCAACGCAAACGUCUAAUGCCAGGAGGCGGUUUCAUACAAACCAUAUACAACAAGUCCAUGAACACAGACCUGCUAGAGAUCACUGGACUAAGCAUUGAUCUCAGUCGAAAUCCACGACGCAUAUUUUUCUGCGACUUCGACCAAAUUUUUUACAAGGACGUGACAUCACCUUUCAACACAUCUGAAGCAGUGGAAAUAGCCGGGGACAUGAUGAACCUUAGAGAAAUCAGAUUCUUCAAUGGCAUGCUGUAUUGGACAAAAGCAUUAGAGGAUAAAGCGAUCGCUGUAUUGAAAGAUUAUGAACACGCCAACAGAUCAUUCAACACCCUUCAAAACACUGACGGAGUUACACCCUUCAAGUUUGUCAUUGUUAAAACUUAGAUCCAUUCAAUAAGGAUUGACAGAAAGCAUAUACUCUAUCCUAUUUUAGAUACUAAAUGCUAGGUGAAUGACUUGGAUUUUGUUAGAGUUUUAAUUGUAAGUUUUCAAAUACCAAGUUCUGAUUACAAAGAAACUAUACUGGCAGCUUAAAUACUAAUGUUAAUACUGUGUAAUUUUACUAUGUAAAUAUAUUUAAGUAUAUGCUGUAGCUAAAUCUAUGUGCUUCAUAUUUUCUUUUUUGUUUGAAUGGUCCUCUAGCUAGUAGGCCUAUUUGAGCAUGGUAUGUUUUGAAGUGGUGUGCAUCAUGAAACUCUGAAAUUGGUGCCUAAGGAACCGACUAAAAGGGUAAAAAACAGGGUCACGGUGCAGUUGGAAUUGACAUUCUUUUUAUUAUCGAGAGAAAUGGACAAAGGGCAACCCCAAAACACAAUGCAUUCCUGCAACCACCUAGUGAGCAGAGGCAUAUUAACACGAAUUGUUAAUCAUAAUAUAUAAAUAUUUUUUUUCUUUAGAAUUGUGAUUCAUAAUCAAGAUACAUGUUAUCAUAAUCAAUAUGCUCCUAAAGACAUUAUUACUUUGUGGUUUUUAGUUAUUGUGAAUAUCAUUGAUUAUAACACAUGGCGCAACCAACGGGUAUGUAGACCAGUAAUUCAUCAUCACAGUUCCUAUGGUAACUGUUCUAGAUUUCCAAUGGCUGAGAAGCACAGUUCCUAUGGUAACUGUCAGAUAAAACGUCUAGCUGGCAAGUCCUUCUAUCAAACACUCCCCUGAUGUUAUACUUGUGCAUGAUUUCUAUCAAAUAAAGAGUGAUUUUAUCACUUUUCCACAUAAUUUGUCUAAAGUCUUUUUUUUUAAUGUCUAUAAAUACAUGACAUUGAUAUCAUGUUAGCUACAAAACUGUAGCUGAAUUUUGAACAUAAUAAUGGACUCCCAGUCUUGUAUAUAUAUCCAUAAUAAAGAGGGGGCCAAGGUGGACACCAUGAUAAUACACAAAAGCAUAUAAAAAGGGAUGUUUUCUCACGACAGGGCCGGUAUACGCGUAAAAGGUAUAAAAUUGCAAAAUUGAAAAUCCUGAAAAACAUUGUACACUUUUAAAACAGCUUGAAUUUGUGUUGAAUAUUUAGAGCAUUGAUUAUUCAGGGAAGGUAAAACGUAUCAGGGGGCCAUUUCAUAAAGCUGUUCAUAAGAGCGACU